AUGAUUAGGUGAGUUCAAUUUAUCACUUUCUUCUCGACUCCAAAAAGUGUCGCAGAAGAAAAAGAAAACAAACAAACAAACAGAACUAGCUAAACUUUUCAAACUUUGUUUGCUCUGUAACACAUUUUGAAUUGCCUGAUCAAUUAAUUCUAUUUUUGAAUAUCGAUACAUACAAAUAGAAUAGAAUUCUGGCUUCAUUUUAGUCUCCUAUACCCGAGCUUUUGACCUUUUUCCACUUGGUCAUUUCCACUUAUGAGAGUGCAAAGAUAAGCAUGUGAACAUGUCAAGCCACUUCAGAGGGAGAGCGAGGGUUUUUCAAGUGUUCAUGUUUUUGUGCUCUCAGAACACUUUAGCGCUGCUAGCGUUUUUGCGAAAAAGCGAAGAACAUCAGGGUCUAGUGUUUAUCCUGAUGGCAUUUCUAUUUCUAUUUCAGGAGUCUUCUUGUGCUCACGCUCCUCGUCGGCUACUCGACCGCACAAUAUGUGCAGCAGCAGCAGCAGAGAUCCGCAGCAGCUCAGCAGCAGCCGAGUGUGCAGGCCGCCCAGCCAGAGGCCCUCGAUCAGAUUCCGGCGUGGUAUCAGAUGGCGAAGCCGGGCGCCUCGCGUGUUCAGCAGCUUCCACAGGCCUCUCCAUCGUACUACGAGCGCAUCGAGCCGACGUACGAGCAGCGGAGAGGAGAUCAGGCGACGUAUGAGAGACCCGGCAUUCAGACUAACCAGUAUGCCAAGUGAGCAUCGAAUUGGAGCAUUGGGAUCUCCUGAACGUCUCGGUUUUCAGUUAUCCAUCAUACCAGAACCGUCAACCCUACGAGAACCUGAACGCGUUGACAUCCGGAGCAUCGUUGAGCAACCUGCAGGCGAACCGUCGCUAUCCGUCCGGAGCAGCCUCGGCCGGCGGUCAAGAUGUGAGUAGGUCGCGGCACCUAGUGAUGCACGCUCACCACACACCACCGACACCAUCUCCGGCGUCCUACACUAGAACGCAACACCAUCAUCCGGGGCGCGUAGUGUGGUACACGUCGAAGCGCGUCAGCCCGUACAACGUGAUCCGCACCACUCUGCCCCCGUCACUCUCACCGUCCCAUGAGAUUCGUGGCGUCAAAAAGUUGAUAGCGAUGACGCCGUACGAGCAGACUAGGGAACAGUUCACAAGGUGGUACGACCAGAUGAAGGCGUUCUACUACAUUAAUCAAUUCGUAGACUGGGGCACAUUUAAGACAAUGUUUCUCAAUAGAUAUUAGCGGCGUUACAUAGAAUACACAGAUAGUUUGUUCAUAAUCAUAGAAUAACCAAAUUUCGUUCCGUAUGUCAUAUUGACAAAACCAACCAUCAACAGUAUUACAGUCUACUAUAUAUUCCGGUGUUUUAUUGGUUUCCGGUGAGCAUGAUGUAUUAUGGGUCAUUCUUUUUUCCCCCUACUCCCCCUCCCCCUCCCUCGACAAGUUCUAUCGGAUAAUUCGAUUGUAUAUCUGUAAUCAUCUGAUAAACUGUUUGAAUAUCAUUGUGUUUUGAGAAGUCUAAAUCCGAACAAAAACAGACAAGAACGAUCAACCGAUCAAAGCACAAUGAUAUUCUCUCUAUCGCACUUCUGCUUCUCUCGCUUCUUACCACCCCCCACCUCUUCCUCUUCUUACCCUUUUCCUACUCUUUUCCUUCUUUUUUAAUCCGCUUCUUUUUUCUGCAGAUGCCUUACGACUCGGCGCUCAAACGCUAUCAUAAACUUUUACUGAAACGCCGUCAAUGGACCACCAAGAUCGGACGCAUCUUGGCGUCCACGACUCCAAUGACUCCGUCCACUGCGGUGCCCACUUCUACCUCUACAACCACUACCACCACAACUACCGAGGCUCCGACCACCACCACCAAGAAAAUGCCAAAGUCGUUGAAGAGUAUCUACUCGACAAUCAUUCCGAAAACCACAACGACGACCGAAGAGCCGACUUCUAGCACGACCGCCGUUCCGAGUACAACCACCAGAAUGAACGGUAGAUUGGUGGGAAAGCCGAGAGGAACGUUCAAGCCGCACGGGACUAGGAAGGGGUGGAGAAUGUGGAAAAAGGUGACCCCAAAGUACGUGGCGAAAUUGAGCUCCACUACUACGGAGGUCCCCAUCACUUCUACUACAUCUCCCACGGAACCCAGUACCAUCUCAACUUCUACUAGCACCACCACCGAUCUCCCCCCGACCACCCCAGACCUUCGGUUGAUUGAAGAGGAGCAGGAAUUGACUACUUCUACCACUACCACUGAGCAAUCUAGUACUUCUAUCACUACCACUACCACUACCACCGAGGAACCGACCGCCACGAGCGCAACGACGAAAGGAUCGGAAGAGCAGCAAGGGGGGAAGAUUCCCUCCUCUUUAAGGUAUAUAUGCCGGCACAAGGCCGGCUCGAACGAGCACGAUCCGUUCAGCGAACGAAGAGCUUCGACGAUUGGCCCAUUCAGACCGAUCUCAGUCGGACACAAGUGGAAGCCGCUCCGGUUCAAGAAGCCGGAGCCGGUCGACGAGGUGGCCACCGUGCCCGCCACCACAAACCGGACAAUCUCGACGAGACCGAAGGGGCUCCGACUUCUCGAGUAUCUUUUGGUGGGCUUCUAAUCUUUUCUUUCCGCCUGCCCUCUCUCUCUCUCUCUCUUACUCUUCCUCUCUUUCUCUUUGGGUUACCACUCCUUUCUUUCUAAUUUUCAGAAGCAGACUGACACGUUUGCCAAGGGAUUACAAAAGGCUAUUGAUGGUGUAAGUGCAUCCGGCGUGCCGUCAUCGUCCUCUUUACUAACACAAGAAGUAAUCAUUAAUCUUUAUUUUAUUUUUUUUACAACAUACACCCCGUGUCAGAAUCAUUUGUAGACUACAGAAUUAGCUAGUGGACUGUGAAGAAUGUGAGAAUAAUUGAAUGAUUGUGACUGACUCUGAAUGUACCCUAAAUGUACCCGAAAACAUAAUGGAAUGCCACGUUGCCAAGUUCCGUUCUAAAACGAAAGAAAGAAACCGUCACUCGCACUUCACCGCUCACAAACCUUAUUUUCAGCCAAACACUGAACUGCUGGCCGCUAUCAAGGACGUUGUCGCCAAAUUCAAGGUACUAAAAGCCAACUGGAACUUUUUGAGUAGCUUUGAAACUAUUGCAGGCCAGCUUGGACGAGGCCGGCAUCGACCAGGACGUCCGAUUGAUGGGCAAUCAAUUGAAGAACACGUGGCAACAAUUGAGGACAGGUACGCCGCAACAAGGUUCCGUUUUUGCUCUGUUUCCUCCCGCCCAACCGACUGCACUCUUAACUCCCGCCUGAAAUUCAUCCUAAUUUAUUGCACUCUCAGGCCUUGAUCGUGGCAUGAAAGCGGUGCGUCAGAGUGCCGAGAGCUCAGUGACGCAGUUCAAUUACGGACCGCAGCCGCAGUCUGUGGUCCCGCAGCAGCCUGCUCAAAUACCGUACCACCAUCAGCACCACCAUCAUCCGACCGUUUCGAUGCACCGCUACACUGCCGGUUAAUAGCUUUCACUAACUUUGUUCGAUGCACACUUCAAACCCUCGCCCACCACCACAUUUCUAUAAAGAGACAAUAAAGAGUUCUAUACGUAUGAUCGUUGCAGGACCCAUGAACGAGCAGAUCGGACGGUUGUUCGAGAAGGCCGUUGCAGACGCGGCCGAUCAGAAGCAGCAGCAGGCGAUCCAACAAGUGCAGCAGCAGAUGGUCGCCUCGAGACCAUAA
Caenorhabditis sp. 36 PRJEB53466 is the source of this 3711-nucleotide messenger RNA. Lineage: Eukaryota; Metazoa; Nematoda; Chromadorea; Rhabditida; Rhabditidae. The record is from the annotation of a GenBank genome assembly.